ACGGCUGGGCGGGCAGACAUGAACGACAGGCGCGUCGCCCAAAAAUUCAGGAGAAGGAAGCUCCAGCGCUUCUCCCAUGCCUCUAGCACUGAGGAACCGCUCGGACAGCCCGAGAAGAAGCAGCGCAGCGGCUCGUCCGUGGAGACCACCGGAGACAAGCAGGCGAGAGGAGCUGCCGCCACCUCCCUCCAGGUCUUCCCUCCAGAACUGCUGUACCACAUCAUCUCCUUCUUGCCCGUGAGGGACGUGGCGGCCCUGGGCCAGACCUGCCGGUACUUCCACGAGGUGUGUGACAGUGAGGGGGUCUGGCUGCGAAUCUGCCGCCGCCUGUCCCCUCGGCUGCGGGAUGAAAACUCGGGCGGCAGCCGGCCAUGGAAGCGAUCAGCCAUCCUCAACUACACCAAGGGCUUGUACUUCCAGAUGUUCAGCGGCCGGCGGCAUUUCGUCAGCAAGACCGUGGCCCCGCUGCUCUCGCACGGCUACCGGAAGUUCCUGCCCACCAAAGACCACGUCUUCAUCCUGGACUACAACGGCACCCUAUUCUUCCUCAAGAACGCUCUGGUCUCCUCCACCAUGGGCCACUUCCAGUGGCGCCGUGCCUGCCGCUACAUGGUGCUGUGCCGGAGCGCCAAGGACUUUGCCACAGACCCCCGGAGUGACACCGUGUACCGCAAGUACCUGUAUGUGCUGGCCACCCGGGAGCAGCCCGUCAUGGCGGCCGCGGGGCGCAGCGAGGGCUCUGGUGCAGCCGCCAGCGGCCGCCUCUGUGACUGCGUGGAGGUCUACCUGCAAUCCAGUGGGCAGCGGGUCUUCAAGAUGACCUUCCAUUUCUCCAUGAAGUUCCGGCAGAUCGUGCUGGUGGGGCAGGAGACAGAACGGUCCCUCCUCCUCCUGACAGAGGAAGGGAAGAUCUACGGCCUGGUGGUGAACGAGACCCAACUCGAUCAGCCGCGCUCCUACACCGUGCAGCUGGCGCUGCGCAAAGUCUCCAAGUGCCUCCCCCACAUCUCUGUCCGCCACAUGCACUCCAACCAGAGCAGCGCUGUCUACCUCACAGAUGAAGGCACGGUGUACUUUGAGGUCCACUCGCCCGGCGUUUACCGCGAUCUCUUCGGCACGCUGCACGCCUUCGACCCGCUGGACCAGCAGAUGCCCCUGGCUCUUUCUCUCCCAGCUAAGGUGCUCAGCUGCGCCCUCGGCUACAACCACCUGGGCCUGGUGGACGAGUUUGGGCGGAUCUUCAUGCAAGGAAGCAACCGCUACGGUCAGCUGGGCACGGGGGACAAGAUAGACCGCGGGGAGCCCGCCCAGGUGCACUACCUCAAGGGCCCCACGGACCUCUGGUGUGGCCUCAACCACACCCUGGUGCUGAGCCAGAGCGGGGACUUCAGCAAGGACCUGAUGGGCUGUGGCUGCGGAGCUGGGGGCCGCCUGCCGGGAUGGCCCAAAGGCAGCGCCUCUUUCGUCCGGCUGCACAUCAAGGUGCCGCCGUGCGCCCGCCGGAUCUGCUCCACCCGCGAGUGCCUCUACAUGCUGUCCAGCCACGACAUGGAGGAGGCGCUGGACUACCGCGAGCUGCCCACCGGCAAGACUGGCAUGCUGCCAGGGGACACCGAAGCCACGGCCACCCGGGCGUGCGAGGAGUACCUGAGCCAAAUGCACAAGUGCCCGACACUGGAGGGGCGUGUGGCGAAGGUGAAGGAGGCUGUGGGCACCAUGCCCCUCAUGACAUUCCAGAAGGACUUCUUCUGGGAGGCUUUGGACAUGAUCCAGAGGGCAGCGGAGCUCCGGGAAGCCCCUCCUCCCGGUUCCAGCUAG
Messenger RNA from Elgaria multicarinata webbii, 1818 nucleotides. It is a transcript of the gene FBXO24, whose product is annotated as F-box protein 24. Lineage: Eukaryota; Metazoa; Chordata; Lepidosauria; Squamata; Anguidae. The record is from RefSeq and is a predicted model, not a curated record. Gene Ontology annotation, molecular function: protein binding. Bases 19 to 1818 code for a protein of 599 amino acids. The transcript has 10 exons.